Cherax quadricarinatus is the source of this 4234-nucleotide messenger RNA. NCBI's taxonomy places the organism in Eukaryota, Metazoa, Arthropoda, Malacostraca, Decapoda, Parastacidae. The record is from RefSeq and is a predicted model, not a curated record.
GCUGGUGAUGGAGAUGGAGACGACGUCUGUAAGUAGUCAGCCGGUGUGGCUGAGGUCUCCAAGUUUUCCAAGCAAUUGGUACGAGAAUCAACCCCUGGAUGGGGAGAGACUUUCCUUCAGCUCUCAAGACAAGUCAUUGUCCAUGCCAAUCCCCAGCUUCCCACCUCCAGGGAUUACCCAAGACUGUUUUUCGAGGUACCCACCAAUAUGGCUGUGUGUACCACCACCACCUGUAAUAAAGCCAUGUUACAUACAAAAUGAUCUUAGCGAGUUAGCAGGACAGCUUCCAGGCAAUCAUUCAUCGGUGUUUUCCGACAAGCAAGAAGCAAAUACAGGCACUGUAUCGGGACUGGAACAAAACACGGAAGAUCAAAGAAUACCAGUGUUUACAGACACAACGCACACACAAACCUCUCGAUGGUACCAGAUGAAGUCAAAUAACUGCCAGUUUCGUUAUAGUAAGGACAGGGUCUAUGACUCCUCUGCUGUACAUGACGUGGUAGAGGACUUCAAAGUGAAGCCGGUAGUUGUAACCGAGGCGGCGACCAACACAAGAAACACUUUUAUUAACUCGUUUUCACAGAUGGGUCAGACCUCCAUGAUCAACCCUACAUUCUCAACCUCAAAUCCACCCUUGGACUCUGUAAUCCAGACUCGAUAUUUGACGUCGGUUCCGGAAGAAAAGAUUUUGCGUGAGAGGUCUGCCUCACGCAAUCUACAGUCUUCAACUGCUAAGUUUGCAACGACAAUGGAUGGAAAACCAUCCACGACUCAGUAUCGGGCACUGCCGACUCAGUAUCGGGCGCCGCCGACUCAGUAUCGGGCACCGCCGACUCAGUAUCAGGCACCGCCGACCCAAUAUCUGGCACCGUCGACCCAGUAUCAUGCACCGCCGGCCCAGCAUCCGGCACCGCCAACCCAGUAUCCAACACCGACGACCCGGUACCCACCACAGAUGACUCAGCAUCUGGCAUUGACGACCCAGUACCCACCGCCAGCGACCCAGUACCCGCUGAUCCAAUAUCCACCACCCAUGGCUCAGAAACCCAGUACCUUGGCACAAUACUUAAGCCCAUGGGCACAGCAUAUAAUUAACAUGCUCACGGCUCAAGACUCGGAAUCUAUUGCUGAGCUGACAGACCUUGUGACCCAGGGUAUGUCGCUCAUGGCUCAGGGUAUGGCGCUUGUACCCCUGUCAGUGGAGGAGCCCAGGUCUCCUACACCCAAGCGCAAGGCGCCCAUUGAUGAACAUGCAGUAGUGCCGACUAUCAAACGCACUCCACCCACUACCAGGCACUCAGUGCCCAUAACCAAGAAUACGGCACCCACAAACACUGUGCCCACGACCAAGGAUAUGGCAGCCACGACCAAGAAUAUGGCGCCUACGACCAAGGAUAUGGAGCCCACGACCAAGAAUAUGGCGCCCACGACCAAGAGUAUGGCGCCCACGACCAAGAGUAUGGCGCCCAAAACCCAGAGUAUGGUGCCCACGACCCAGAAUAGGGCGCCCACGACCCAGAAUAGGGCGCCCACGACCCAGAAUAGGGCGCCCACGACCAAGAAUAGGGCGCCCACGACCAAGAAUAGGGCGCCCACGACCAAGAAUAGGGCGCCCACGACCAAGAAUAUGGUGCCCACGAUCAAAAAUAUGGCGCCCACGACCCAGAAUUGGGCGCCCACGACCCAGAAUAUGGCACCCACUACCCAGACUACAGUGCCCACGACCCAGAAUAUGGCGCCCACGACCCAGAAUAUGGUGCCCACGACCCAGAAUAUGGCGCCCACAACCCAGAAUAUGGCGCCCACGACCCAGAAUAUGGCGCCCACGACCCAGAAUAGGGUGCCCACAACCAAGAAUAUGGCGCUUAAGACUGAAAAACCCACUGGCACUGUCACGGUUCCUUCAUCUGGGUCCAAGCCAUCCAUGGUUGAUGCGGCAUUCACAAAACAGCCCACGGAGGCCGAGAGCCAACCCACGGCAAAGCGUGUUACCCAGUCAGAGGAAUCGAUGGGCCACAGUACACAGGUAACCUACGACAUGCCCGUAGUCAGAGACACGCCCAUGGUCGCCCUCACGUCCGUGGGCCAAGGAACGCCUGUGAAUCAAGGCACACCCAUGGCCGUCCUCAUUCCCACGGAUAAAAAUAUGCCUUCGCGCCUCCCCACGCCAGUGGGCCGAGAAAUUUCCCCGCUCUCCACGCCCGUGGACCCAGGAACAUGUAUCCUCCCCACACCCAUGGAUCAAAAUAAGCCCUCGCUCCUACCCACGCCUGUGGACCAUAGCAGUGGCGUUAUCCACUCCUUAACAAAGAAUCAACACGUACCAGUAAACAGAGCAACAGCAAUAAGACAAGCAGGUGUUGAUAAAGCCAAGAGCGUGGGUCUCCACAACUUACCAGCACACCUCAAGUCUCCUCGAACUCAUAGGAGAGAGAUGGAGGUCGUGUCCCCCAUGACGAGAGAUCAGGUAAAACAGGAAGUUCUAUCACCUCCUGGAAAGACAGCUGUGAGCGCUGCAUCUCGGGUUGAGUCAGUAGAAGAGUUAACUGAAACCUCAGAUAGUAAACAGUGUGUUGAUAUUCUUGCUAAUGGAAUGAUUAAGCAAGAACAGGUGAAUCAUUUAGAGAUGUGCUCAAUGUUCAUUGAGGCAGCUGGCAACGAGGGGUCGAAGUGUGUGUGUGUUCCUGCCUUCAGUUAUCUCGCUGGUGGAUUGGGCAAAUCGAACAUGAAGUCGGAGAACUGGGAAGAGAACGAAGAGGAUGUUGUCAAAAGCGAGGAAUUUGAGGGGGAAGAGUUGCCGUUUAUUAUGACUACAAAAUGUGAAGACAUGACUGGUUUUAAGACUGACCACCUGGAGGACAAAGAUGCAAUUGACGGUUUGGAUGACAUUAUUAAAACUGAAGAACACUUCGCUGAAGAAGACACGGUUGUGAAUUCGUAUGAUUCAACUUGGAGCUCAUUCUGUCGGCCCAAGGUAGAGAGGGUUCAUCCGCCUGUGGCAAGACACGAUUGUGAGGAUAAGAUGACAGUUGAGGACUGCAGAGGCGGUGAUAGUUUCCUCCUGGACAAGGAACUCCUGGACGCCUCGAUGGACACAGUGGUUUCUGUAUGUCGCGUUUCCCUGACAGCAACUGACAGCUGUGUCAGAGCUGAGGAAAGACCUGGGAACAGCCAAACCUUCAACAGCACCCAUCAGGAAACUAAUGAAACACCGACUCGUAGCGAUAAUGUCUUUCAACCAACUAAACAUUAUGCGAGUGAGUCUAUUGAAAAUCAAAAUUUUGAAGAAACUUUCAGUGAUUUUAAUACUGAAUUAAGUAUCUUUGAACACCCGUGGGAUAACUAUUCAAAACACGGACGUUACGGGAACCAGAGGCGGACAUUAAUGUAAAUAAAAUAGAUAAUGACAUCGAAUAUAUAUCUGAAUCUAAAUCAGGUGAGUUUGUAUUUCACGAAAGCAGCAGAAAUUCUAAAAUGCCUGGGACUGGAGACCAAAAUUCAGUUUCACUACCGAGAUAUAAUCUACCCAGAAGGAAUUUUAAAAGGCGAAAACUUACUCAAAAUCACAAUAUGACUGAGAAGACUACUAUAGGACACACAGCUUUCUCUGAGAGAGUGGAUGCAGUGGAAGCCUCCAGCCAGCUGUCCAGGGAAGAGUUAGCGAGGACACUGAAGACUUGUUCGUAUGUACUGCAAGACGAAGUGUCAGACACAUGUCCCCUGGGUCACUACCUCGACCCAACCCUCGCCACCUUCAACAUCCACAAUUACAAAGUCACAGCUUCCUGCACUGUCUGUGAAAUCACUGUAUACAUGGGCACCUAACACACUCACACACUACUCUGCAAUUUCCUAAAAAGCAAAAUAUUGCUCCAAGCUUUCAAUAUUUAAAUAGAUGUCAACACAAAAAAACAAAAAAAAAAACUAUUUACAUCAGCCAAUGACAAUUGCCAUCCUUCAGAGACAUUCUUCGAAGAAGACCUGAUGCAAGUGUAUAAGUUGUAACAUGUAGAAACAGAUUGUUAUUAUUACAGUUUAUGGCUGUUAUGACCUUCGUAGGUUCAGCGCAUAUUUAAUUAUUACAGUUUGUGAUUCUUAGCAAGGUUGUAAACGCCACCGCCGCUGCUGCUGAUGCUGCUGCAUCGGUACUUUCAAUUUUAUCUGUAGAGGCAUUAAAAGAAUACAUAUUAAUAAAUCUCCUUUCAUAGUGAAAUGCAUUUUCUGAAUAAUUUUG